This is a messenger RNA of Suhomyces tanzawaensis NRRL Y-17324, 603 nucleotides long. RefSeq lists its product as uncharacterized. The record is from RefSeq and is a predicted model, not a curated record. NCBI's taxonomy places the organism in Eukaryota, Fungi, Ascomycota, Pichiomycetes, Serinales, Debaryomycetaceae. The coding region runs from base 1 to 603 and encodes 200 amino acids. The transcript is spliced from 2 exons.
AUGUCUACUUACGAAGAGGACCAUAACAUCACGGCUGCACCCUCCCGGACAGCUAGCAACCCCUCCAGAUCCCACCAAACUCUAGGAUCAGUUCUUGAGUCAUUCCUUACCCAGGACCAGACCACGGAAUCGCUAGACAGAGAGUCGUACACCAAUGCGUUGAGGACUUUAAACACCCAGGAAGGGUCGACCUUGGCAUUGGAACUUAUCCAGACUUUGGAGGACACACCACAGUUCGGAGAGGCCAAAUCGAAGGGUGUUCCACCCGAGUUUCUAGAUACUUUGGAGAGAGUUCCCAUCAACAAGUUGCCCAACAAAGACACAGCAGACUGUCCUAUCUGCACCAACAGAUUCAUCGACGAUAAGUAUCCAUUGUUGGUGAAAUUGCCCUGUGGCGUCCAGCAUGGAUCCAAGACCAAAGACCACAUAUUUGACCUCGAGUGCAUAGGUCCGUGGUUGAAGGUGAACUCCACCUGCCCGUUGUGCCGGUUCGACGUUAUGGAGUUGGACAGAAAGCGCAGAGAGAAGAUAGAAGAGGAGUUGAGAAAGGCUAAAGAAGAGGAUUCGGAAGAGGAAGAGGAAGAUUGGGACGUAUACGGCUAG